GACCGACCACUAGAGGGUGACGUACACAAAUUUCUACUCCAAUUAGUCAUAUAUCAUGAGGUACAGGUCAGAUUUCGGUCAUAACAAAUUAGUAUUUCUGUGCGGCCCGGAAGCAAAUGCGCCACGGACCGGUACCGGUGGCUGUGGAUCUCUGAAUCAAGCUAUCUCUAUUUACAGGCAAAUGGUGGAGUAGCACACAUAGACAGCUGUGGCGAUUGCUCUAAGACUACAAGGGAAGAUAAACUUCCCCCAAAAUGUCAAAAAAUAAAUGAUUAAAUGUAUACUCUAGUGUGCACAUGUCAUUGACUAAAUAUGCGUUGCAAUGCAUUCAACUUUUGUUCAGAAUUAGCUUCUUAUCACUAGUUAUGAUGCAACUUGCUUUUCAUUCAUUUGCACAGCUUCACAGUCCCUUAAACAGUGUGGACGCUGGUUCGUCUCCAGAGUUGAGAGUGCAUUGUUUCACUACAGCGAAACGGGACGAGUCAUUGGUUCCAGACUCGUUCUGCUACAAGAAAUUCUUCGGACUUUGCGGCCUCUCAUCCAAGACGCCCCAGGAGGUCAAAAAUGUCUUCCAGAUCCUGGACGAAGACAACAGUGGCUACCUGGAGGAGUCGGAGCUCAAGUUUUUCCUGCAGAGGUUCGUCCCCGGAGCGAGAGCGCUGACCGACGCGGAGACCAAAAGCUUCAUCUCGGCGGCGGACGACGACAGCGACGGCAAGAUUGGAGCUGAGGAGUUCCAGAUGAUGGUCCUGUCCUGAAUCCUGAACAUGAGGCUCUGCAGUUCUUGUUUCCAUUUUCAUUGAUUUUUUUUGUUUUGUUUUUGUUGACUUGUAUUUCAGUGGAUCUUCUAUGUUUAAAUCUAUUUUCCUCCCUUCCUCAUUUUAGACCAUGAUGAUUUCAGUCUGUCCUUCAAACCUGUAACAAUGAAAAAUUGACAUGUGUGGCAUCUGUUUAUUGAAAUAAAAUGACAGAGAUGAAUGUUGUCUUGACUUUCAACAUGUCUUCAUAUUUUGAUAUGCACAUAUUUUGAUAUUUCUUCUUCGGAAA
This is a messenger RNA of Corythoichthys intestinalis (scribbled pipefish), 1047 nucleotides long. RefSeq names its product parvalbumin 9 (gene pvalb9). The coding region runs from base 297 to 758 and encodes 153 amino acids. Gene Ontology annotation, cellular component: cytoplasm. The record is from RefSeq and is a predicted model, not a curated record. The transcript has 4 exons. Gene Ontology annotation, molecular function: calcium ion binding. NCBI's taxonomy places the organism in Eukaryota, Metazoa, Chordata, Actinopteri, Syngnathiformes, Syngnathidae.